Messenger RNA from Chenopodium quinoa (quinoa), 769 nucleotides. RefSeq names its product pEARLI1-like lipid transfer protein 1. The record is from RefSeq and is a predicted model, not a curated record. NCBI's taxonomy places the organism in Eukaryota, Viridiplantae, Streptophyta, Magnoliopsida, Caryophyllales, Amaranthaceae. The transcript has a single exon. The coding region runs from base 85 to 435 and encodes 116 amino acids.
GAAAUAUAUCUUCACAACAAGUAAAAUCCUUGUAUCCUUCCUUACUCUUAACUAUCAUCCCUAAACCCAUCCUUUUAUCUAAAAAUGGCUUCAAAGAGCACCAAUAUGACCAUCAUUUUCUUCCUCUCUCUUAAUCUCCUCUUUUUCUCCUUGGUUUCCGCGACAAACCCUCAUUCCAAAUGCCCUAUUGAUACCCUUAAACUAAAGGUAUGUGCCAAUGUGCUCAAUGGUUUGCUCGGGGUAAUUAUUGGAACCCCUCCUAAGCAGCCAUGUUGUAGCCUUAUUCAAGGCCUUGUUGAUCUCGACGCUGCGGUUUGCCUUUGCACUGCCCUUAGAGCUAACGUCUUAGGCAUCAACCUCAACGUUCCUCUUUCUCUAAGCUUGCUUCUCAAUGCUUGUGGCUGCAACUACCCCGCUGGUUUCACUUGUCCAUGAAACUGCUUGUCAUUUGCAACCUUAUCAUCAUGCCAAGACCAUUUGAAUGCGUAAUAUCCUACUAAGAAAAAAUAUUUACGUAGUACUAUAUGUUUCUACGUACUACUAUAUAUGUGUUUGUUUCAUAUAUAAGCAAUUAUGAAGGUGUGUAAUAAAUCUUCCUUUUGGAGAACGGUUAUCAAUUGUCAUUUUAUAAUCGAUGUUCAUAUAGAUUUAUACUUGUAAGUUGUAACAUAUACUAUCAUAUUGUGAUGUUCUUUGAUUAGCUAUAUAUAUACUAUAUUGCAUAAUGCACAAUAUAUAUACUAUAUUGCAUAAUGCACAAGCUUCAAUC